UUGCCCAAUCACAGGACAGCACCUGGUGAAGCCCCGCCUCCUCCACCAACUCCACCCACAGGAAGCAGCACCCCGACUCAGAGAAUUACAGGACCCAAACCAUUACAGGACCCUGAGGUGCAGAAACACGCCACAGAAAUCCUGCGAAAGAUGCUGGAGCAGGAGGAGGCAGAGCUGCAGAACCUUCUGGAGGAACAGUCUCGAAACCCCUCGCCUUCAUUAGAGGAGCGGAUAGAAAGUGCCAAACGAAGAGCCAAUCAAGUCCGAGUGAAGAUCCGGCAGGAUGUGGAUGGCACUCGAUCAGAAGCUGUCGCUAGCUAUCUCACAGCUGGAGAAGGUCGGUUAUCGAUGGACUCCAGCGAAGGAGACGCCGAGGCGUGUGAGAGUCCCUUCUCCUCCCCGUCCACCUUCCCCAGGAACCCUCUGCUCCGCCAGCAGGCAUCCGACACGCACCCCUCGGACUCGGGAGGGAAGACGCAGAUCAUUGGACCAGAGGAAGAAGAGGAGGAUGAUGGGUAUUCGAUCAAUGAGUUGUUUUAUCUGUCUGUGGAGGCGUAUCUGGGCUCGAGCCCGAAAGACGCCCGUUCGCUCGCCCCUCAGAUCUGCUCGCACUUCCUGGACCAAGAUGCCCCUGUGAAGAUUAAAGUCCGGGAGGAGUUUCUGACAGAUAUAGAGAGUCGUCUGCACGCGCAGGAGGACAUCCGAGGGCCGCUGUCUGAGCUCCAGCAGCAGGUGCUUCCAGAUAUUCAAGAGCAGCUUCAAGACUACAGGAGCAAGCAGACGAUGGGUCUGGGCUCUCUGUUCGGAGAGAGCGACCUGCAGCAGUUAGACGGAGACCCGGUGAAAGAGCGGCAGGUGGUGGACAAACAGGUGCUGGCGCUCUGGGACGUCCUCUCAAAACACGAGGAGGACAGAAGUUCUCCGCUAGCGUCUGCGGUUCAUCUGUAUCUCAGACACUCGGGCAUUAAACUCAGAGACUCCAAAGUGUUUCCCGGCUUGAUGUCCGAGAAGGAAAAGUGGCUUCCGUUCUUUCCUAAAGCUAAAAAGCUGAGCAGCGCCAGACGAGAGAAGGACGGAGACGACAAGAAACGAAAUCCCAUCCUGAAGUACAUCGGCAAACCCAGAAGCACGUCCCAGUCCACGUUCCAUGUUCCUUUGUCCCCCGCAGAAGUUCGUCCUGGCAGCGUGAGAAACAUCAUUCAGCAGUUUGAGAAUAAUUCAGACUCCAUUGAAGAAGGGGACAGUGAGGGACAGCAGUUGUCUUCCAGCAGCUUUGGAGAGGACAGCAUGGACAGUCCGACCAUAUCGGUGCGUUUGGCUCGCAGCGAGUCUUUGAAGGCUCAGGGGGAGGGGCGUCGGCGAGGAGGCGGGCCGGGGGCGGAGUCUGUCCCUCGUUCCCGUAGCGAUGUGGACAUGGAGGACUGUGAGGAGAGGGAGGGGCCGGGACUGAGGCCGUUACAUCACAGCGCCUCGUCUUCAGCCUCCAGCAGCUCGGCACGAUCGCUGGAGAACCCGACGCCGCCAUACACGCCUCGCUCUCAGCGCAGGAUGCUGGACGCUCCGGCGGCUCUGUUACCGGACGCGCCGUCUCUGGACGAGGACGUGAUCGACUCGCAGAACUGGCAGGAGACGGUGGAGCCGCACGUUCUGGCGUCACUCAGCUCACGGGAGAUCGACCGACAGGCCGUCAUCUACGAGCUGUUCACCACGGAGGCGUCUCACCUGCGGACGCUGCGGGUUCUGGAUCAGGUGUUUUAUCAGAAGAUGCAGAGCGUCCUCAGUCCAGAAGAGCUGUCCUGCAUCUUCCUGAACCUGCGCCACGUCUACGAACUACACGCGAGCUUAUGUGAGGCCAUGAAGAAGCGCAGGGAAUCGCCGGUCGUUCAGGGCAUCGGAGACAUCAUGCUGGCCAGAUUGGAGGGAGAGGCUGGAGAUCAGUUCGAGGAGCAGGUGUCUCAUCUGUGCAGUCAGCAGAGUCAAGCGCUGGAGCUCAUCAAGAGCAAACGGCGCAAAGACCCUCGCUUCGCUCACCUCAUACAGGAGUGUGAGGCCAGUCCUCACUGCCGCAGGUUACAGCUGAAGGAUCUGCUGGUGGCUGAGAUGCAGCGCUUGACUAAAUACCCUCUGCUGCUGGACAACGUCAUCAAACACACAGAGACGGCGUCUCCGGACCUGCAGCUGCUUCAGAGAGCUCAGGCCCGUUGCCGUGGGAUACUGCAGGCUGUUAAUGAGGUCGUCAGGGAGACGGAGCACCGGCAUCGGCUCGGCCAAUACCAGCGCAGGCUGGACCUGACGCCUCUGGAGCGGCUGGCCAAUCCCGUCGCAGCACAGUUCAAGAAUCUGGAUCUCACCACUAAGAGGAUGAUCCAUGAGGGGCCUCUCACGUGGAAAGUCAGCAAAGACAAAGCCAUCGAGGUGCAGGCGCUGCUGCUCUCGGAUCUGCUGGUGCUUCUUCAGAGGGCUGCAGACGAGCGGCUCGUCCUGCGCUGUCCGUCUCGUUCGCUGGGCGCUGCUCCAGACCUCAAGAUCCCCUUCUGCCCCAUCCUUCGCCUCGACUCCGCCCUCGUCCGCUUGGUUGCGACAGACAAUAAAGCUCUGUACGUGAUCAGCACGUCAGAGAGUCAGAUCUAUGAGCUGGUGGCCGGGACGUCGUCAGAGAAGAACACUUGGAAAGAUCUGCUGGAAAAGACUAUCGCUGCAGCGACUCGAGGAGCGGGAUCGAGCAAACAAGGAUCGCCAUGCCCCAUCCUUCGCCUCGACUCUGCCCUCGUCCGCUUGGUUGCGACAGACAAUAAAGCGCUGUACGUGAUCAGCACGUCAGAGAGUCAGAUCUAUGAGCUGGUGGCCGGGACGUCGUCAGAGAAGAACACUUGGAAAGAUCUGCUGGAAAAGACUAUCGCUGCAGCGACUCGAGGAGCGGGAUCGAGCAAACAAGGAUCGCCAGUGCCGUCCUCAGAUGCACGUUCAUCUGCCAAUCCGUUAGAUGCGUCGGAGUCGUCCGUGUGUCUGGAGCGGGACUCUGCCAGUGAUGAUGAAAGUGCUCUCACACCGACAGACGGAUCGGACGCACGCCGUCAUCAGGAUAGAGUCGGGUUCCUCCGAACCAAAGCUGCUGUCGCCGAAGCUGCUCUUCAGGACGUGGAAACUCUCCGGCAGCUGAUCUUCAGAGACCUUGAGGACGGCUGGAGUCAGGAUUCAGAUGACACACCCACAAAUGAGACAGCCAAUGAAAGGAGUCCUUUGACAGACGGAGCGGGGGCGGAGUUAUCUGAUCCCACCCCCGGUGAGAGGCCCAGCCAAUGGGGGGAGGAGUCUGUAGAAGCUCCGCCUGUGGAGGCGCUGCAGUCGCCCGUUCAGGUGGUGAGGAAAGUUGUGGGUGCGGGCUGUUCUCUUCCUGACGACAUCACCGGUGAUGUCACCGCCGGCCAAUCCUCUCGGGACGGAGGAAACAUGUUUUAUCUGGUCAUGCCCAAAGAUCAGUCGAGCGCUCUCACAGACGAGAGCAGCACAGACGAGCUCAAAGACUCCGACGCAUCUCACAACAUCCAGCAGACUCCAGACAUGUCCUUCAUCAGUGAGGAAGAGGAACAGGAGACGCCCUGCCUCUCUCCAACAGACCAAUCACUGACUGAGACCCUGAGUCACAGGGAAAGACUCGGCCAAUCACAGCCGAGCGUCCAGCGACAUGUGAUCAAAAACGUGGACGAGAUCUUCAGCACCAUGGAGGAGCUGAUGAGGAAACUGCAGCACCUGCGGGACAUUGAAGCCGAUCACUACAAACUCCUGAAGAAGUUAAGAAAGCCCCUUCCUGUGGAUAAAAUAUCAAGUGAUCUUGUCUACAAGUCUCCCACAGCGGUCCGAAUGCCAUCACUGGACCGCGGAGCUGGAGAUGGUAAAGAGGGCGUCUCAACAGAACCAGCUCAGCCCGAAAUCCAGUCCACUGGUUUCUGACGGUUUACACUGGACCUGAUAGAGGACUUUCAUCUCAUGCAAACACACACUCCGCACUCUGUGAUGUAGCCCCUUCCCAGCAUGCCUUGCGCCUGGAAGCACCAUCCAGGCUAAAUUAUGUGUUGUUUGUGUCAAUCAGAAAUUCGUGUCUCGGGACGGACGACCCUUUGGCCAGCGCUGAGAAAGAAAGGACGAAAAAGAAAGUAGUAGCGCAUUCGAGAGAGAGAGCGAAUGAGAUGUUAUUGACGAAGAGUGAAAUUGUGAAGAGAUGCGCGAAGAACAGGAAGUGAAAAACGCAAGUGGAACGUGAUCUAGCGCGGCUGAAGACAUGACUCUGUCCCGCGAAGGAAACCCAGCACUUUACCUGCUGUUCGUCUGUUUCUCGUCAGGAAACUCGUGAAUACAAACGGGCGACGUUUCGGCCGCGCAUAUCGCGAGCCGCGUCCGUUUACGGAUAAACUGCGUUGACAAAUUCAGGUUCUUUUGCACUGGGACCCCUGUGGAAAUACACAUGAAGGGGAGGGGGCGAAUAAGGAUGUCUCACGAAAUCAUUGUUCGUUCGUUAAUAUCGUAGCUUGUAUUUCAUUGCGUAACACUAUGCGGGAAAAAAAAAAAGGAAGGAAAACGAAAAAAGGUGAAGGUUUUGUUUUGAAGAUUUGUGCUCCAAUAUCAAAUGAACGUACGUUUGUUCGGUUUCUACGCACAGUUUAACACUAUCGCACAGUUCGUAACUGGACUCCUGUUUAUAUCGUAAUGUGGAAAAAAGGGGCGUGUCUAUGAAUUCUGACAUCAUGUCAUGUGACCUGCAAGCUGACACAUUUGCAUUACGUGUAAAUACUGUGAACUUUUGUCGCUCACUGUUUGCGGUAGUUCAUUCGUAGCUCAACGGGUGCUUGAAACACAAAUGAAGGGAUCGGGAACUCUAAUAAUAAAAAAAAAAAAACGACGCAACUUUGCGUUUGAAACACGAGCGUCUUUAUAAGUGUUUAACUCGUACACCUAACCUGCCAAAGGAGGAUUGUUACCUCACCUCCUUUUAAGUUUGUUUUGUUUAUUUUUCAUUUGAAUAAUUGUUUUUGUGAGUUUAUGCGUGACUGCAGAACGUUUUUAACGUGGAUUGAAUUCGGCGGCGGUUGCUUGUCUGGAUAACUACUGUUAACUCAGGUGGAGAAAUGUAGACGUGAUUUCUCUCGUUAGCUUUAACUCUUUCCCAUGCGUUUCCUUCUCGACUUUGGUUUCUUGCCUCAUUCCUCCAUCGUUCUACAUUCAUUCAUAUGCAUCAACGGCUCGACGAUUUGUACGCUGCACAACGAAGAAACCCAUACUCGUGCGAACUACUGUACGUAAAGGUUUGUUUUUAUUUUUAUUGACAUUGACUCGUGUAAUAUAGUUGACGGCCUGUUUUAUAUGUUAAUUUCCUGUAAAGCUCUAGUCAUUU
Messenger RNA from Sinocyclocheilus anshuiensis, 5389 nucleotides. RefSeq names its product rho guanine nucleotide exchange factor 11-like. Gene Ontology annotation, molecular function: guanyl-nucleotide exchange factor activity; G protein-coupled receptor binding. NCBI's taxonomy places the organism in Eukaryota, Metazoa, Chordata, Actinopteri, Cypriniformes, Cyprinidae. The record is from RefSeq and is a predicted model, not a curated record. Gene Ontology annotation, cellular component: cytoplasm. Gene Ontology annotation, biological process: intracellular signal transduction; G protein-coupled receptor signaling pathway. The annotation marks the transcript as partial. The transcript has 38 exons.